Messenger RNA from Canis lupus familiaris (dog), 2003 nucleotides. It is a transcript of the gene SLC29A1, whose product is annotated as solute carrier family 29 member 1 (Augustine blood group). Gene Ontology annotation, biological process: uridine transmembrane transport; nucleoside transmembrane transport. Gene Ontology annotation, molecular function: nucleoside transmembrane transporter activity. Gene Ontology annotation, cellular component: plasma membrane. NCBI's taxonomy places the organism in Eukaryota, Metazoa, Chordata, Mammalia, Carnivora, Canidae. The record is from RefSeq and is marked provisional.
UCAACCGGGCAAGACCGAGAACGCUGUCACCAUGACAACCAGUCACCAGCCUCAGGACAGGUACAAAGCUGUCUGGCUUAUCUUCUUCAUGCUGGGUCUGGGGACGCUGCUCCCAUGGAAUUUUUUCAUGACAGCCACCCAGUAUUUCACAAACCGCCUGGACGAGUCCCAGAAUAUGUCCUUGGUCACUGCUGAGCUGAGCAAGGACACCCAGCCCUCAGCCACCCCCACAGCGCCCUCCCCAGAGCGGAACUCUCUCAGCGCCAUCUUCAAUAAUGUCAUGACCUUAUGUGCCAUGCUACCCCUGCUGGUCUUCACCUGCCUUAACUCUUUCCUGCAUCAGAGGAUCCCCCAGUCCGUUCGGAUCCUGGGCAGCCUGAUAGCCAUCCUGUUGGUGUUCCUGAUCACUGCUAUCCUGGUGAAGGUGCAACUGGAUGCUGUGCCCUUCUUCAUCAUCACCAUGGUCAAGAUCGUUCUCAUUAACUCAUUCGGUGCCAUCCUGCAGGGCAGCCUGUUUGGUCUGGCUGGCCUCCUGCCCACCAGCUACACUGCCCCCAUCAUGAGUGGCCAGGGCCUGGCAGGCUUCUUCGCCUCCGCGGCCAUGAUCUGCGCCAUCGCCAGUGGCUCAGAGCUAUCAGAAAGUGCCUUCGGCUAUUUUAUCACAGCCUGUGGGGUUAUUGUUUUGACCAUCAUCUGUUACCUGGUCCUGCCCCGACUGGAGUUCUACCGCUACUACCAGCAGUUCAAGUUCGAAGGGCCUGGGGAGCAGGAGACCAAGUUGGACCUCAUUAAUAAAGGAGAGGAGCCAGUGGGAAACAAAGAGGAAUCCAGAGUUCCAGCCCCCAACUCUCAGCCCACCCAGCAAAGCCACUCUAUCCGAGCCAUCCUCAGAAAUAUCUUAGUCCCGGCUCUCUCCGUCUGCUUCAUCUUCACGGUCACCAUUGGAGUGUUUCCCGCCGUAACCGCUGAGGUCCAGUCCACCAUUGCGGGCAACAGUGCCUGGGGAAAGUACUUCAUUCCUGUGUCUUGUUUCUUGACUUUCAAUGUCUUUGACUGGCUGGGCCGUAGCCUCACAGCUAUAUUUACAUGGCCUGGGAAGGACAGCCACUGGCUGCCAAGCCUGGUGCUUGCCCGGAUGUUGUUCGUGCCUCUGCUGCUGCUGUGCAAUGUCCAGCCCCGCCGCCACCUGGCUGUGGUCUUUGAGCACGACGCCUGGUUCAUCAUCUUCAUGGCCGCCUUCGCCUUCUCCAAUGGCUACCUCGCCAGUCUCUGCAUGUGCUUCGGGCCCAAGAAAGUGAAGCCAGCCGAGGCAGAGACAGCUGGAGCCAUCAUGGCCUUCUUUCUGUCUCUGGGCCUGGCACUGGGAGCUGUCUUCUCCUUCCUGUGCCGGUCAAUUGUGUGACCAUGGAUGGAUAGAAGGACUGCACUGACCACCUGCUCCUGCCCCCUUUCUUCUUCAGGGAUGGGCUAGGGUGGUCUGAGGUUUUCUCUUUUAGCCAGCUUCUGCUUUCUCACGGCCUGUUCUGGGCCCAGGUGUCCAGGCCCUGAGGAGGGAGCCUCUAUGGAUGGACAGUGGGGACAUUGUGGGCCUGAGGGUCAGAAUCAAGGGGGAGGGCAUGUGGGCUCUGCAUCUGCUCAACCCCCCAACCCCCUUGGCUCUGAAGGAUCCCUGCUUGAGCAGGGCAGCAGAAGCUUCUGGGCUCAGAGAGAAAGAGUGUGUAUAUGUGUGUGUGUGUCUGUCUGUCUGUCUGUUCAUCUGCGUAUAUAUACCAGGGGUGGCUAGGGGCCAGGACUGUUUGUCUAAGGUCCGAUCUGAUAUUUCCACCCCGCCUUCUCCCCAUGUACCUCCUGCCCCCACAUCUCCAUGUCCCUCUCCUGCUCCCCCUUGCCUUGUUCCUACCAAUCACACAACCUGUACAGUUGCCAUUUUACUGCCCUUUUUUAUAUUCAACAGAAACCAGGUGCCUUUGGAGGCUCUCUGAUAAAAUAAAUCUUUUUUUUUU